Messenger RNA from Oncorhynchus tshawytscha (Chinook salmon), 3235 nucleotides. Its product is annotated as Na(+)/H(+) exchange regulatory cofactor NHE-RF3. Gene Ontology annotation, cellular component: apical plasma membrane. The record is from RefSeq and is a predicted model, not a curated record. The transcript has 10 exons. Gene Ontology annotation, biological process: protein localization to plasma membrane. NCBI's taxonomy places the organism in Eukaryota, Metazoa, Chordata, Actinopteri, Salmoniformes, Salmonidae. Gene Ontology annotation, molecular function: signaling receptor binding; protein-membrane adaptor activity. Bases 106 to 1722 code for a protein of 538 amino acids.
GAGAGAGAGGGGGAAAGAGGGAGAGAGAGAAGACUCAGAUAGAGAUAACACCUGAGCAUUAGGUGAGCUCCUCCUUCGGACUGGGAGUAGAGACAGGAGGAGGACAUGGCUGGGUACAAGCCCAGGGUGAUAGUUCUGAGUAAGAAGCCAGGUCAUAGCUUUGGCUUCUUCCUGAGGGUGGAGAAAGGCGAGGAUGGUCACCUGAUCAGGAACCUUGAGAUGGGCGGGCCGUCCGAGCUGGCGGGUUUGAAGGAUGGAGACCGCAUUCUCCGGGUCAACGGAACCUAUGUGGAUGAAAUGGACCACUCACGGGUGGUGGACCUGGUGAAGGAGAGUGGUGCAUCCGUCACCUUCCAUGUUCUGGAUGUGGCAUCCUACAAGCAGGCCAAGACUGAGGGGGUGGAUCUUUCUGACCCUCACCCCAAACCCACCCAGCCCACCAUGAACGGAGUGGCAGGAGAGGCACCCAAACCUAAACUCUGCUACCUGGCCAAGUCCAGCGGGGGUUACGGCUUCUCUUUGCGCUCUGUCAAAGGUGAGGUGGGCAUGUUCAUGGCAGAGGUGAACCCAGGGGGUGUGGCCGAGAGGGCAGGGGUCAAGGCCAACGAUCGUCUGAUAGAGGUCAACGGGGAGAAUAUGGAGAACGCCACUCAUGACCAGAUAGUAGAGAAGGUCAAGGCAUCAGGCAGCAGAAUCAUGUUUCUAUUGGUGGACGAGGACACAGACAAGUUCUACAAGAACAAACGCAUCAAGCUUGGUGCGGGGCUAGCCACAGUGAAGUUCCUCCCACUGAAGCCACGCAUUGUAGACUUGUUCAAAGGAUCAGACGGCUAUGGAUACUUCCUAAAGGCUGAGCCUAACAAGACAGGCCAUUUCAUCAAGGACAUUGACAGGGGCAGCCCAGCUGAUAGGGCGGGACUAAAGGAGAUGGACAGGCUGGUUGCCGUGGAGGGAGAGGAAGUGGACAGCUGCAGCCAUGAGCAGGUGGUGGACAGGAUCAGGCAAUGUGGCAACAAGUGCUGCCUCCUGGUGGUCGAUGAAGACACGGACACGCUCUACAAGAUGGGAGGCGUGUCUCCUCUUUUCUACUUGGAAGAGAUGGGAUUCCUCCUUCCAGCGAGCCCUCCGCCCAGCUACCCAGAGUGCAUCCCGGCCCUUGUCCCAGCCACCACAGCGCUCCCCAAGCUGUGUAAGAUGGAGAAGACCUCCGCUGGGUACGGCUUCCACCUCAACAGUAUCCAGGGGGUCUGUGGCCUGUACAUCAAUGAGGUGGUGAAGGGCGGAGCUGCAGACAGGGUGGGUAUGGAGGACGAUGACAUUGUGGUGGAGGUGGACGGUGUAAACGUGGAGCAGAGCAGUCACCAGCAAGUGGUGGAGUUGAUCAGUAACAGCGGCAGCUCACUGGUGCUCCUAGUGGCUGGGAAGCAGGCCUACGACCACUUCAAAGCCAAAGGGGUGGCCAUCACACCCCAGCUCCUCACCCCCGCACCCACAGCCAGGUCCCCAUCCCCACCCCCUCCCCCACAGCCAGCCCAAAGACACACACCAGCCCAGAUAGACACGCCAGCCACUCUGGAGGAAGUCCGAGAGGAGGUGGAGGAGGAGGAGGAGGAGGAGGAGGAGGAAGCUAAGCCAUACAUCCCACUGCCCCAGACACGAGAGAGAACUCCAUCUGUGUCUUCAGCAGCAUCAUCUUGCUCGAGUGUUGAUGAGAGACUCUGAGAAGUCACCAAUUAGAAACAACUUCCUGACUUUUUCUGUCUCCCGUCAACCUUUGUACCAUGCAGGAUCAUGUGGAUAUCUUGGCAUAAAAACUCUGAUCAAACUAAAUACAUUCCAAUGACAGUCUGUUUAAAGGUAUGAAUACAAUUGGUUUAAAAUAGUAAAAAAUUGUUAUGUAUUUAUUGAUGUAUAAUUGCAUUGAUCAGUUAGAUGCCAUUGUUACCCAACAAACAUAUGGAUUCAUAUGAUCUUAUUACAAACACCUGCAAUGUAGAAAAAUAACACUAGUAAUACCAGUUCAAUGUGUUAUAUUAUAACAAAAACCAUAUAGAGACAUCGGCCUGCACCUUAAUCAUAAAGCUGUCUUUUACAUUUAAAUGGUCAUUUAUUUUAGCAGAUGCCAAAUACCGCUCUCACAGAGACAAAGUAUCCAGUCCCAGAUCUUUCUAUAAGUCACUAUUCACUUAUUCUCUGUUUAACUGGUAAAUUUAUAGUGGCAUUGCAGUACUUAAAAGAAAGGGAACGGAGUAACUAAUAACCACAUAAAUUGGUUUAUUCUGUAGCUUUCCCACCUGUGUGAAAGCACAGUAGAGUACAGUAGAUAUUCGCACACAUACACCAACAAACAACCCUAGGUACAUGUACAGACUGGACACCAUGAAUGAUGCUAGCAAAUAGCAUCAUGGACAUUGGGGAUAUAUUUCAUCUUUAAUUUUGAGUAUUCUGUUUAUCAAAAAUAGAGUGUAAACUUCAGGUAGUGAUGGUCUUUACAAUCCAUUCAUACAACAAAGCUAGUGUUUGCAGUGAAGCUGGUCUGUGCUGUAUACUAUGCAGUUCUCCUGUGGUCAGAUUAAUGUAAGGUUAGACAGAACCUGUGUCCAACGGCUCAACAGCACGAUGACACAUCCACAUUGUUUUAGUCAUUCCACCCCUCCACGUUCACCCCAACAUUAGUCCAGCGUUCCAUGGCACCAAUUUCCCUCCAUUGAAUCCCCCCGACACCAAUGGUCCACAUGGCCAAGCUUCGGCCCUUCCUGAUUCAGGAAACACAGGCAAAACGUCUUCUUCUCGCCACCACACAGACGGACCAGAGAUUUAAAAAAGAGAAAAUCUAAAUCCCACAGACUCAAAGUUCAGUUCUGUUAUGCCAGCUGAGCUUCCAGGUAAAGGGUCAAGUUCAAAGUGGGGUCAGGGGGUCAUGUGCUUCUCGGGAGCCUGUUUGUGGGCGAGGUAGAGGAAAAGGAUGCUGGAGAGGGCACUGACGAGGAAGAUGACGUCGAACCAUCGGUGAUAGAAGUUAAACUGCAACUCGCCCAGCACCUUGGUCACGAUAGAGCGAUACUCUAGAGGCAUGCUCAUCCUCAUGAGGAGAACGGACGAGACAAAGUACAUCCCCUGAGAGAAACAAGAGAGAGACACGCAGGAUGUCAGUUGUCUUUUGCACUAACUUAUCUAAAGAUUGAAUAGACAACUGAUCACAAAAAAAAAAAAACAUUUUAACUGAAACAUAUAA